Drosophila innubila is the source of this 1145-nucleotide messenger RNA. RefSeq lists its product as uncharacterized. NCBI's taxonomy places the organism in Eukaryota, Metazoa, Arthropoda, Insecta, Diptera, Drosophilidae. Gene Ontology annotation, cellular component: spindle pole. The record is from RefSeq and is a predicted model, not a curated record. Gene Ontology annotation, biological process: spindle organization; establishment of meiotic spindle localization; mitotic cell cycle. The transcript is spliced from 4 exons. The coding region runs from base 38 to 1090 and encodes 350 amino acids. Gene Ontology annotation, molecular function: protein binding.
GUACACAAAAACAUCCUAAUAUUUACGAUAUAUUGUAAUGUGGCCACAGGGUUUAACCUCAUAUCACUCAAUUCUACUACGCCAUCAGAUUCAUGCUGACUUUGAAGAAGAUUACAACAAUGAUAAGAUUCCACGUGUUGAUUUAAAUCAAAAUAUUUGCAGAACCCAACUUUUACUGCUCGAUUACAAGCAGUUCAAGGCGGCUCGUCUAAUUCAACGCCAUUUUCGGGGCUGGAGUGUCCGUCAUAUGAUGCAUAAACAGCGCAGGGCUGCGAUUAUUAUACAAAGGAAAUGGCGAAUAUAUUUAAUAAAGAAGAAUAUUUUAAUCAAUUACCAGAAUAAAACACAGUCCAAUAUUCUGAUGACAUUCAAUUCCAAUUCCAUCAAGAUUCAGGCCCUCUUUCGUGGCUGGUGGUCCCGCAAAUACGUCAACAAUAUGAUCUAUCUGAAGUCUAUACAAGUGAAGGCCGUCGAGGAUAUAUUGCAUUGUAUUAGCUAUGAGCUACAUACUAUGAAGCGCAAUAAUCAGCUGCCGGGAUACUUGUCGCUUCGACAGGGCGACUGCCUUCGAAAGGUGGAAGAUUUGAUUUCGACUCUAACCUAUCGAUUGUACAAUCGAUAUGUGGGAAUGAAGUGGCUUGAUACCAGAGCUUAUAUGAAUAAACAACGUUCUGACUUCGCUAAUUCUAUUUUUUACACCUCGGUGCCAUAUUAUGGUAAUGAUCCUAUCAAUGUCUGCGCUCCUCCGCCGCCUCCAAAGUCGAUCAAGAUCUAUGACCGUCGUGAAUACGAUGUCACACAAGCCUUAAUGGCGGGCAAAAAAAUUAAACCAGAACACAAAGGCAAACAUCCGAAAUAUCGAAAACGUCAAAUAAAGGAUCAAGGUAUAAGCUGUAAGCUUUUCUGCAAGGAUCUCGUGUACAGCAUGAAGCGUUGGAAUAUUGGUGAUCAACACAAACUCAUUAUACCAGAUGAUAUAUUGGAUGGUAACUUGCAAGAGUUUAUAAUGGAUCUUAAGGGGUAUCUAGAGAAGAACAACUACGUCGAAAACUGUGAUUGUGUUCGUGAUAAGCCAAAUCCAGCUACCUGAGUUCCCCAUUUUGAUAUUUCCAUAGCUUGUUCUUUAAUAAAUAAUAUAAAAUUCA